GAAGACAAGUUUUGUCAGGUGAGCUAAUUUCAUUGUUUGCAGUUUGCGUCUAGAUUUUCUUUUUGCGGGAGUUUAGUGCGCAUACGCCCUGCAUUUAUUUUCAUUUAUUGACGUUACACUAUUUCAAACCACAUGGAUGAGAACAUGUAUUUAAUACUAACGGAAAAAUAUUGAAGUAUAUUAGAGUCGAAUGAGCGAUGUUACGUGCGGCAAUAUUGUUGCUGUGCAUAGGAGCACUUACAGCACAAUUUAAGAAACGUUUUGAGUUUGAAAAUGUUUUAUCCGGAAAGGGCACCAGACGAAUUCCAUGGCGCUCUGGGGCAUCAAAUUUAGCCUCGCUACACAUGUUCAAGGGCGAUAUCAUUGUUGUGAAUUUGUGUCUACCGGAAGCAACGUCCGUCACUGUUAAUGACCUUAUAUACUCCAAUGACGGUGAAAGCGACAGACUGGAGGUGUUUCUGGACAAUGCAAGUAUUGGAAUUGUGAACACGGAGGCAAACAGUGGUGGGUUCGGGCGAUUCUGGGAUAUUUUCAAGUCGUCAGGGCAAGUAGCUGUGAGUCAGGAAUUGGUUCCCGGGAAGCAUAACCUUUCGAUAUCUAUACCAUCAGCGGACUGUUACGGCAGUGAAUUUGACGCUCUCGAAAUAUCUCUUAAUGUUAACGUCAGUGAAGAGCAAGUAUGGUGUGACUUUGAGCUGAUAUACGCUAAAAACCCGACACCUUGUGCUGUGGAAAUUGACAGCCCUCUAACCACAACUACAUAUACUCCCCCUACGGUGUUAAAUUCACAAUCUACUCUAGAACAAACAAGUUCAGAACGAACAACUUCAGCACAAACAACUUCAGCACAAACAACUUCAGACCGAACUACUAUACCUCCAACUAGUUCGGAAAAAACAACUUCAGAACGAACUUUAUCAGCACAAACAAACUCAGAACGAACAACUUCUUCAGCACAAACAACUUCAGAACGAACUACUUCAGCACAAACAACUUCACAACAAACUAAUUUACAGCUAACUACUUCGGAUCGAAAAACUUCGGAACAAAUAACUUCAGCACAAACAACUUCAAAACGAAUUACUCUAUCACCAACUACUUCGGAACGAACAAUUUCGGAACGAACUUCUUCAGCGCAAACAACUUCAGAACGAACUAAGUUACCGACAACUUCUUCUGAACGAACAUCUUCAGAACGCACAACUUCAGCACAAACAACUUCAGAACUAACUACUAUACUGCCAACUUCAGAACGGACUUCUUCAGCACAAGCAACUUCGGAACGAACAACUUCAUUCCAAACAACAUCAGAACGAACUAUUUUACUACCAACUACUUCAAAUCGAACAACUUUAGCACAAACAACUUUAGAACGAACUAGGUUUCCGCCAACUUCUUCGGAACGAACAACUUCGAAACGAACAACUUCAGCACAAACAACUUCAGCACAAGCAACUUCAAAACGAAUUACUCUAUCACCAACUACUUCGGAACGAACAAUUACGGAACGAACUUCUUCAGCGCAAACAACUUCAGAACGAACUAAGUUACCGACAACUUCUUCUGAACGAACAUCUUCAGAACGCACAACUUUAGCACAAACAACUUCAGAACUAACUACUAUACUGCCAACUUCAGAACGGACUUCUUCAGCACAAGCAACAUCGGAACGAACAACUUCAUUCCAAACAACAUCAGAACGAACUAUUUUACUACCAACUACUUCAAAUCGAACAACUUUAGCACAAACAACUUUAGAACGAACUAGGUUUCCGCCAACUUCUUCGGAACGAACAACUUCGAAACGAACAACUUCAGCACAAACAACUUCAUUACAAACUGCUUCACCACAAAGUACCUCAGAACGAACUUUUUCACCACAGACUACAUUACCGAAAAAAACAUCAUCACAAACUACUGCAGAACAAACAACGCCUGCACAAACCACAUCAGCAAUUUCUUCCCCGCAAACAAAUUCUUUAACACCAACUACUUCCAUAAGAAUUUCAACCAAGUCGUUGGUCACACAAUCUUUAACAACUUCUGCACCUAUAACCUCUUCUACGACGGAAGUAGCGACUGAACAGACCACAACUCCGAAUCCGGUUCCUUGUCAACAGCUUAGUUACGAAACCUUAUGUAUAGACAAGACAAAUGUCAACAUAAUGUUCAAUCCGUCGGUGUUCCGCAAUACAAAGAUAAUCGCACGAGAAGUACUGGAGGAAAUACCAAAACGUCAAAGAACAAGAGGUGGAGGUCGGGUUCCAGGAGAUAAAAACGAAAAUAAAGAUCGUGGAAAUCGCCGAUCAAAAAGGUCGACCACAGGUUUAGUGUGUGAUAAUUCGAUUUGGAUAAUAGGUGUUCCGGAUGAGGGCAAUAAGGAACUUGGUCCUCUCAGUAAACUUUCCAAUAUUAACUAUCUUGUUGACGGGAAAAAGGACCACAGUACGUUCCCUGGUACAAUCGAUCCUCGAGUCACAAAUGAGAUAUUAAUCAAGUACAAAAUACCCAGGACAUAUAACAUCAAAAGAGGAAAGAUCGACUUUACACUUGGAUUGGUGAAUAUUUCUGAUAGUGUUUCUAUCGGGCUGCAUUACUAUAACAGGGCAAAGAAAAUGCCUUCAGACGUUGAAUUUAUGACAUUCCACCCUACUACACUUACACAGGAGUGGUUAUUUCCAGCUAGAGCGGUUUCUCCGUCGCUUCAGAAUGAACUCAAACUGGUGACUGACCAAUCGUCAACGACUCCUUUCAAGAUCGACUUCCUACAACUGCGCUACCAGAAGCGAGACUGGCCAACAACGAACACACUUCUUUCCAGCACGCCAAACGUGCGUGUGCGUGGACGACGAUACAGACACCGACCGGGAAAGCCCUGGCCUGAACAUCAUGGAAUGGGAGUAACAGUUGACGGUUCCUCGAAAUCAGAUCGUUUCAAAAAAAUCAUGAUUUACAAACUCCCAUACAGUUUGCUCUUUACUGUUUUUGAUAACGGGGAAAUAUUCGUCAAUCACGAAACAAGAAGAGGACGCCGACAAAAUAUGGUCAACAGGAAUAAGGAUCGGAUAUCGGAUGUUUCCGGCUUUACACUCGGAAGAAAAGAACAUCACAUAACUCUCUUAAACAUUGACACAAGCAAGAAUGAAGUACAUGUAACACUAGAGGAAGGAAAAUACGCAAAAUUUCAUCUCUCAUAUACAAAGACUGAGACAACUUUAACUGUGUUAGACACCAACAUGGAUUCCGGACCACUGUCAUUCUUUUCCACGUAUAUAUCGCACGCAUCGUCCGCAGUGACGCAUAUGAUGAUUGACGGUGGCACCACCUUGCCGGUGAUGGACCCCUUGGUAAACAACACGUUUGGGAAAUCGUUUACUUUUUUGAAGAAUAAUGAUGACAAUAAGUUUGAUGUCAACGAUAACCUUGAAUUUGUGUUCCCCUAGACGAUUAUCUCAGUACUUUAUUUUUUACUGUUUAUUCAAGAGGUUGAUUUAGCCGACAUUUGUAAACUCUGACUUUUUUAAAUACGUAAGCAUACAAAAGCGAUAUAAGCAGAUUUUUGGUGAACCACAGCAAACACUGAUAUCUUUCUUUUACUAGUCGUUUUGGAAAUAAUCAUGCAGACCAAAACCAAUUGUUUUACCAAAUUUAUCUUUUUGGAACUGCUAAAAUAUAACAGUCCGUUUAUUGGAUCAUAAAAGCAACAAUGUCACAUGUAAUGAAGAAAUAGAUAUUUAUAGUAUCUAUUGAAUGCACAUUAGGUUUUAUAAAGUCAUUCAAAAAUCGAUAAUUGACAUGUUUUGUUCGUAAGCAUGUUUUUAAAGCAAUCAGAUAGUAAUAUAAAUUAUUCAAUAUAUGUGUGGGCUUCAUUCUCCGGUCUUUUAUAAAUACAGUAACAUAUUUGACUUAAAACAAUAUUAACACAGUUGUAUUCUUUUUGGUGUAUCUUAUAUCCUAUUACAAUAUAUUUGAUGUCGUUAAACAUUUUAUUCAUACCAUAUUUUUUAAAUAAGGCAUUUAUCUUCGACCAAAAAUUGGGGUAUGAAGAGCAAUCGAUAAAAAAAUGUUGAUAAUCUUCAACUUUCUUGCAACACAUACACAGGGGACCGUCUCUCAAUUUCCGUGUAAAUGAAUUUAAGUUAGUCGCCACAAGAUUAUAUAAUAAUUUAAUUUUGAAUUGUUUAACUUUGUUGACUGUCAAGAAUAGAUUCAUGAACUAUAUAAUACCAUGAUUUCAACUCAAUACUUUCUUGUACACGUUGAAUUUAGGUACUGUGGAUAUACGUUUUUUUGAAAAUUUGCUGGACAAAGAGCUGAUAUAUUUCCUUAUUUGUCAGUUCGUUAAUCAGUUUGUUCCCAAACUUUAUUAAAAGUUUUGACUUAACAUUAGUAUUUAUUGAUUCGUUUGAUUUCACAGUUGUUUUUUCAUUGAAUCGGAUUGGCUUUUUUUAACUAUAUUUAUUUCCGCUAUCCAAUUAGUUUUGUUUUUAAGUUUAUUUAGGAUUAGAUUGGCGUCUAUACUGCCAGUAUUUAAAAGAAUGUCGUUUACGAAUAUUAAAUCCGAUUCAAUCCAAUUCUUAAACAGUAUGCUUUUAUUAUUAUGUUUUAUAAAUUUAUUGCCCCAGAUAAUUUUUCUAAUAUUAUAAAAAGUAUUGGGUAUUUUAGUUUGAUUGGCAGCCAGUUAUUUAAAAUGAAUCCACGUUGAAAGUAGUUGAUUAUAAAAUUUGGUUAGUUUAUAUGUGAUAGGUUGUAUAAAUUUGAUAGAGUCUAUGUUUCAAACCUAUAGUACGAUACAUUAUGUUGAGUUGUUGAAGUCAAAUUAGUAUAUUAUGAUGAGAUUAUAGUGGACAUAUAUUACAAUGAUUCAUUAAAACAUUAUGCUUGUGUGUAUCUUAAUGUAAUAAUAACAAUAAUAAGUUUGUGAUGACAAUUAGAACAUACAAAUAAAGGA
This is a messenger RNA of Mya arenaria, 4951 nucleotides long. RefSeq lists its product as uncharacterized. The record is from RefSeq and is a predicted model, not a curated record. Bases 198 to 3443 code for a protein of 1081 amino acids. Lineage: Eukaryota; Metazoa; Mollusca; Bivalvia; Myida; Myidae. The transcript has a single exon.